GAGCAACCGCGAAUGUUCCCGAAUGUCUACAGGUGCAGUUUUUCAGAGACACGGUCGACUGGUCAGCACGCCUGUCCCGAGUCCACGAGCUGUGAUUCGUCAUUACUCUCGCUAUAGGAAUCGAUUUCACUGAAUCCAGCGUUCCUGAGGAGUAUAUCAUUUCGCGGAGAUCGAUUUCUCAUUAUCGAUAUUAUGCGCUUGUCCAUAAAAGGCUAUCAGUGAGUGAAUGUUGAUUUACCACGACUCCAAAAUAGACGGGGGCUGGCCUAUUGCGUUGUGGCGAGGUUGUAUUUUCGGUUUAGCGCAGAUCGUGUCAGUCAGUGUUGCGUCAAUGAUGGUAAACGACGUUCUGCUUUCACGGAUAUCUGGAGCUCAUAGUAUCAGCUGAUGAUAUGGGUGAUGUCAGUUUAAGCGUGGGUGAAUAUCAUGGCGCAAGAAAACAUAUCUGACAGCAUCUUAAGAGAAACUGCACUGGGCCCUUGUGACUCAACUUCACACUUUCUCAGGAAGAUUGAAGAUCAAAAGAGCGAGGUGGGAUCAACCGGCCCUACCUCCCCUCCCGUCGACGAUAUGGGCGGGGCCAGCUUGGAGGCGUGGUCACCGUAUUCUACUCCACCUCCCCUCAGUUAUAUGGGCGGGCCCAGCUUGGAGGUGGAGUCACCGUAUACUACCCCUCCUCCGCUCAGUCAUAUGGGCGGGCCCAGCGUGGAGGCGGGGUCACUUCAAACGGAACAGCGUGUGCCCUCGUCUUCUCACGUGCUCUGUGCGGUACGACACAAGGUGAUGAGCGAAAGGAGAGCCCGGGGCGAGGCGGACAUCAAAGUGGAAUUCACCACGCCGGUAAAGCAUGAGCUGACGGAGGAGGAGAAGGAGAAGAAGGCACGGAGGAAGAGGCAGAACAGGGAGGCCCAACACAGGAGUCGGCUGAAGAAGAAGAGUGGCCUGUCUCUGACUGACGCGGAACUGGACAGCUUGAUGAAGACCAACUCCGUGCUUCAGGCAGAGGUAGAACAACUCAAACGGACUGUGGAGAAUCUCAAGAGAAUUGAACAAGAACAUAUCAUGUCUGGCCAGUGUGUUCGUUAUCGCCAAGGCUACGUAGGUGAGUGCUCUGACAACCACGGAGACACCCCCCAUGCAGGACUUCCUGACCAAUACCCAACAGGGCAGGCCACUGGUCACGCCUACAGCCCAAUAAGUGACAGCGGUGGUAGUCCCUGCCCUGACCACCAGGUGACCGAUAUGAUGGACAGCCAGUGGAUGACGACGGCAAGGAAUCUAGAAUCCUUCUCCGUUGGACCCCAAGCAAACAUGGACGAACCUGGAUACCCGGGGUUCAAGGUCGAAGGAUGUGACGCUCGGCCCAGUUGCCAGGCAGAUCUCUGUAGCCAGAUGUACAACAGACAACACUCAGACAGAAGCAUGUCGGGUGGGAGCUUACGGGUUGACGCUUGGCUCAAUGUCGGCGUCGACAGAGACACUCCAGAUAUUCCGCACGACAAUGUCACCCGUUACUCCACAUACCAGGCCAGUGACCACGUGAAACAAGAAGGGGAAUGUAGGCCUUUAGGGGAAAUUGGCAUCCCGUCACUGGACAACAUCUCACUGGACCAGCUGAUACCAGCGAAUAUAGAUUUAUCGAGAUAUUUCUCCACACAACGCAACUGACAACGUGCCACGUGUAUUGUAAUUGUGGGAAGUGUCCACGCUCUGUGCCAAAACUGCUGCCCACAAUCAGGCUGAGACGUUUGCUUGGUUUGGAUGGAAGGAUGGCGAAAGCUGAAGUGAGCGUAUCUCGUUCCACAUACAUCUGAUUCACCAACACAACACUGACACACGGCUAACUACUGAAGGUACCACGUUGUGUUCAACCUUGAGAACUGACGGACAAAAGAAAGUAUACACCCAUGGUUGAUGGAUGCUCAACAAACAACAACUGGCUUGUCUUGGACGAAUUGUUUGAUACGGGUAUUACAGCUGUAUUGUGAACCUAUUUUCAGCUUCGCAACGCUUUGAUAAGGUUUCAAAUGUUUUGGUCGUAGCCAAUGUUCAAGUGCAUACUCUGGUCUGUCUAUCAUAGCGUAACUAAUUCAUUUGGUCAUUUACACAAUAAAAGGUGACUGAAUGUUUAAUACAUUAUUCAUUUCAGAUCACGUUAAAUAAUGUCUAGAGGAAUCAGUACACAAGUUCCUUAUUCCUGAGACAAAUAGUUUAUGAGAUUCUAGCUUAUGAAAAGCAUUAAAAUCCAAACUAAGCAAGCCAAUCUGAUCUCUAAUGCUCAGGAAUUAUUACCACUUAAAAGGUGUCUGCUCAGGAAGCCGACCUUUCGAAUUUUAUAAGGCUCAAUAAUAAUCUUUAUUUGCACGAGGCCACAGGCCUAUAGUACAUGUAUACUGACUACAUGUAUAUUGUUCUUAGGCAGUAGAGAGAACAUUUCUCCUGUGGAGAAAGGCAUGGUAUCAGUUCGUGUGAUAUAUUUGUGUGUCAGGGUGGGACCAGGCGUCUUCCAGGCCGUCGGUGGCUGAUGUAGGGGACAUGCUGCUGAGAUUAUUCGACAGAGGAUGUGUAAUAGCUCACUAGGAUAUGUAUCCUACUUGCUGUAUCGUAAUCAGUUAGAUCAUAUCCUAUAUUUUGCUUUGUUUGAUGUUUGCCAGCAGUAUGAAUUUAUUCAUGUUUUCUCCCAUUAUUCAGUAGUCGUGUACAGUGAACUCACUACUGAAUGACAUUUAUUCAGCGCUCAAGAGGACACGUGACACCACUGUUGAUGCAAUAUGUAAUGUGGAAAUACUGACUGAGUUUGUUACUGUGUACAUAUAUUUAUUGUGAUAUUGACCAGAUCUCCAAAUCACAUGACGCUCUGGUUCUGUUGAUGACAUGAUCUCCGUUUGUCGUAUCCUCAUAAACAUGUAUUGCGCGAUUGCAGCUACGCACGAUGUCAAAUAUACAUACUUCCAAUAAACCAUUGAAAACAGA
Messenger RNA from Haliotis rubra (blacklip abalone), 2973 nucleotides. RefSeq lists its product as uncharacterized. Bases 427 to 1668 code for a protein of 413 amino acids. Gene Ontology annotation, biological process: regulation of transcription by RNA polymerase II. The transcript has 4 exons. Gene Ontology annotation, molecular function: DNA-binding transcription factor activity; DNA binding. The record is from RefSeq and is a predicted model, not a curated record. Lineage: Eukaryota; Metazoa; Mollusca; Gastropoda; Lepetellida; Haliotidae.